AUAUCGAUUCACAAGGUCGAUAAAGUAACAACUAUUAGAGUAAGAAACUGGGAGCAGCAGUGUGCAUUUAUUUUGAUAGUAGUUUGUGUUGUCGUUCGUUUGAAUAAUAGUUGACGUGUGUAAGAAACAAAACGAAAUAAAUUUGUUGUUGUCAUGGCAGGGUAUAGGAGGGUAAACUAUUACGAACUGUGUCGGCUAUGUACGUCAAGUGAGGGAACAAAAAUGCAUAUUUUCCGAGAAGAAGGACGCAGGAGACAACUCCCCACAAAAAUUCAGAUUUGCUUACCCGUUCAGGUGUGUGAAGAUGAUUCGCUGCCUAAAAUAAUAUGCAACCACUGUGUGGAGAAGCUUGAAAGUUUUUAUGAUUUCCGUGAAUCUUGUGUUAAUGCAGAAGCAAUGCUGGAAAGUUACUUUACCUCACUUCGUUACUCUGAUGAUUUUACAAGAGAAGGAAAGGUGUAUGUCAAAGAUGAAAGCUCAACCAAAAAAAAGACAGCUGACAAUGAUAGUCUAGCAAAACAUCACCACAAAUCCAGUGUGACUGCAUCCACAGAUGGCCUGAACAGCUUAGUUCAGGCUGCAAGUAUUCAGAUUGUUAGUGAUGCUGAUGGGACACGAGUUCAACAGUACAAAUGCCAGAUGCAGAUGCAGCCAGGUAAUCCAGUGGCAACUGUUGUGGAAGCUGCAGCAACUGAAGCUCGUUACUCAUAUGAAACGUGCACAAACAGUCCCCGAAAUAAUGAGAAUCCUGCGCCUAAUUCAGAAGUAGGUGUUUCUCAACAAGUUUCAAAAGUCGAAGAUGGCAGUACUCAGUGCAGCGAAACAGACUUCAACAACAAGUCACCAGAAAACAGUGAUGAGGGUGAAGUGACAGCCCAUCAGCAUCAGCAGGCAGCAACUGUAGCAUUUGCAACUGCUGGUCCUGGCCAGGAAAUGCUUCUACACUUCAAUUUCAAUAAAGAACGAGAUGGGUUUCUGAGAUCAGAAGAUCAAGCUGCCUUGCAGAGAUCUUCAAUUGCACAGAUAGGAGAAUUUCUUCGCAUGAAAACAGCAAACAUUGUGGAUGGCACUGCACAGUCCUCAUUGGUUGAGAUUGCUGGAAAUGUUAGUAGACCCUGCAACCGCUGUGGAAAAAUCUUCUCAUCGAUUGAAGAGCUGCAAACUCAUUCUCCUUGUCAAGAAAAUAGUGAUGCAAGUGACAAAAAUGGAGGACCUGGUUGCAAUUAUUCAUGUGAAGUAUGUGGAAAACCAUUUAAAAGAAAAGAACAUUUAUUUCAGCAUCGUAAAUUGCAUACUGGUGAACGCCCGUAUAUCUGUAGUGUGUGUGGAAAGGCAUUUAGUCGUAAAGAACAUUUGGUGCGGCACGCAGUAUCACAUACUGGACAAAAAAUGCAUUCUUGUGAUAUGUGUGGUAAAUCCUUUAGCAGGAAAGAUAACCUUCAUAAACAUAGGAAAACACACGGAAUAUCAGGCCCUUACAUCUGUGAAACUUGUGGCAAAUCGUUUGUGGUGAAACAUUAUUAUUUAUUACAUAAAGGUAGUCAUUCGUCUUGUUCUUCAGCUGUCUCAGGUGAGGAACAAAAUGCAGUUAACACUGAAAACUCACUAAUGUACAAGUGUGAUAUGUGUUCUAAAAGUUUUGGAACAAAACAAAAUUUACUAGCACACAAGUUGCGUCAUCGAAACAAGACACCACCAGUCAGUGCAAAUCCGACACUUCAUAAUGUUUCUCAGCAGCAGACUCCUGUGCAGUUAGAAAGUAGUGUUGGUGAACCACACACUGUUGCCUUAUCUCACAAUGCUGCCCCACUUACAACUAUCAACAAUUCAGCAUUGUUGGCUCCAAACAUUUUACAUCAUGUCAACACACCAGUAAGUGGAGCCGCUUCGCAGAGCAAUGCUGCGAGUGCUGCAAUGAUUCAAGUGUCCUCAUCUGCUGCAGCCUACCUCUGUACUCCAGGAACAGUUGCAACUAAUGAACUCCUGGAAUCUUACCGACGAAUGCACUCAACGUGAUCCACGUAUUAAUUAAUGAACUGUGUUAACCUAUAGAGACUCCACAUAGGAUUCUUUUAUAGACUUCCUUCAGGAAAAAUGUGAGUUCCGUCUUUCAAAAUUUUUAACAUGUAAAAGUACAAUAAAGAACUGCAACUCAUCAAUUUAUUUGGCUAAGGUAAGUACAAAUUUUAAUUAACUAAUUUUAUUGAAGCUCAUAUUAAAGUUAUUAUUAUUUUAAUAACUACCCUUUGUACCAAAAUCAUACAGCAUGUAGUUCAGUAUCUUUAAUGUGUGGGGAGGGAGGGGGUUGCAGAUUUUUCUAUUAAAGUGUGGCAUAUAUAUCAUAUUAACACCACUAAAUAUUUAGCAGAUUGUAAUUUCAUAAACAGUUUUGAUACAUAUGUCUACAAGGCUUUUUGUAUCAGCAGCCCAUAUAGUAUUGAAAAUGCAAUUUAUACAUAUUUUUAAAUGUGUAUGUAGAAACAAGUUUCUACAAUUAUUUAUUUUUGUAAAUCUAUAAUUUAAAUAAAUAUUGGCUGUAUUUUAAUUUAGAAAGUGUGUGAUUAGAUGAUGAUUUGUGCAACCUUUCAGUCAUAAGCCAAGCGUUGUGUCUUUAGGCUUCGUGCACCAUCUCGAUAUAUGCAUUGUGGAACACUUCAGAAAAUGCUUGAUGCAUAAUGGAGCUCCAGGCUGAUAAGUGUAGUUUUCCAAUCUAAAAUGAUAUUAAUUUGACGAAACACCUUCUUUAGGAAGUUGUGAUAAAUGUAGGACAAUUGCAAGAAUGUAUCGAUGUGCUUUAUUCAACAACAUAACAUGUUAAAUUCAAUAUCCAUAACCAUUUAAAAGCUGUAUCAUCUUCGUCUACUUCUACUUCUUUGCAUUAACCCAACUAGUAUGUGAUGUGCUGUACUCAAAAUUAGGCCUUUUUUUUAAACUUCGUAGCCUGUUGCCCAGACUGUCGUCACAGUCAUUAGUCGCCUAAGGGAGGAAGUUUGUGUGUGCAACCUGUCUGUGAAUUGUGUGAACUGUGUUGUGUGUGUGAUCACAUUUCAACUGUUAAUGUGUCACAUUUUCUGUGGCAGAAAUUGAGGACCAGGCUAUAUUUGCCUAAAUGAGCAUGAGAAACUGCCUAAAAACAACACUCGGGCUGGCUGGUGCACCAGCCAUGGUCAUUAAUGAGCCACACUGGUUUGAUCCGUGUCUUAAGUCAUAUUCCUGUUUCACAAUGUAAUGUAUUACACUGUAUGAGCAAGUUCACCAAAAGCUGCACAUUGCAAAAUAAAUUUUCAACUUGAACUCUUAGUUGUGGUCAACAAUGAUUAGAGCUUCAAAUUAUUUAAAAAUAUGUGCUAGUGGCACAUUGAAAUUAUGAACUGGGCCAUAAGACAUGCUCAAAUGGCUUAGUCAGUACAUCAUUGCAUCUGAAAAGGAAAAAAAUUGCAUUCCAAUCCCAGUCUAACAAAGAGUUUUCAGAAAAAUUAUAGAUGAUAUUACUAGAACCACAGCUAGGACAUUAAAAAUAUUAAAUAUGAACUGCAGCUAUGGAAGGAUAAUUCAGUGUCUUCCUGAAUUAUUUCAGCUGUGAACCCUGAGGAACACCAUUAAAGCGAACAAAACCAUGAAACAGUUUACUACUGAUUAUUGAAAGAUUCAGUGCAGUAUCUAAACAUAUAAUGGGUUUAAGUUUAGCUUGGACACAUCUUCAUUCAUCAGAUCAAAUCCCUUCAGAGAAAUUUUUGAUAACUGAGUGAAACUAAAAUAUGUUUCACAGUUAAUAAAUUGACAUUGCCUUUAUUGAGUAUAGAUUGAUAGUACUUUAAAAAUAUCCAUUCAGUGUUAGAAUGGGACCCGAGGCAGUUGUUGGCAUCAUCUACAGCCAUGGUCAUCAAACUGCAGCAUGCGGGCCUCAUGUGGUCGAAAUCGAGAGUUCAUGUGGCCUGUCAUUCUCAGCCAUAUUUUAUAACAUGCUUCUGGCACCUAAAAGUAGAAUCUAAAAAGUCAACCAACUUUAAGGGCUUCUUAAGAGUGUAUUUUUCUUGUUCAGUAAAAAACAAAAUUAUGUACAAAUAGAGUCAUAUUUUAAGAUGUGCUUUAAUUUAAUUGACGCUGGUGAAUUCGGCCGUUUACCUCAGGGGCAUAGGGGAAGUAGCAAGCUCACUGCAUGUUAACAGAAAUGAGGGAAAAUUUAUUGUUUGCUUUCCAAUGCUGACAACUCAAGAGUGUGCACAAAUAAAUCCAAUCAGCUGCUUUGGUAUAAAUGCUAAACAGAAGUACACGUACUCAUGAAAGUGCAUUAUACAGAUAUGAUACAUGUGUGUAGUAAAAUCUUUUUUGUAUGCCAUGUCCGAAAGAACAGACACACUCAUGAAAGUGCAUUAUACAGAUAUGAUACAUGUGUGUAGUAAAAUCUUUUUUGUAUGCCAUGUCCGAAAGAACACACACCAUAUAUUCAUAUAACUGAAUCGCCUAGAUAGGCAAUGGAUCCACUAUCUUCUGUGCAGCUGCAGGAAUCUCAGAGUAGUGAGCAUGGAGGAACUGGACUCGGAAUAGGUGGCACUCAGUGGGAAUGUGGGUUGGCCGUAAGUUGUGCCAAGAUAGUUCUCCCAGUUGCGAUAACACUAUGUCCUGGAUGGCAAAGUAGUUAACACACCUACCUAGUAAGCAGAAGAUUCCGGUCCCAAAUCCUGGUCCAGUACACAUUUUCACUCAUCGCUACUGAUUCCACAUAAUGUCCCAUUGCAGCUGACAUCAGUAAUCCCUUCGCUUUCCUUUCAUUUCUCCCCCCACCCGUCCUCCUCCACGUGCAAUUAUUUAUGUAAACUCUUUUUUUUGUCAUCUGACAUAAAACAAGUCAUUUAUAUUAUUCUUGUGACCUCACUUGUGUGAAGAAUAAUAAUUUGUGUAAUAUCAAGGUUUAAACAUCUUUUUACCUACAAAUGUAGUUUAUUUUUAUUUAUUUCAGUCUGGAAGUUUCUUCUUUGAAUCACUAAUGCUGACAUGGUAUCCAAUCAGGAAAAGUGCCCAAGGUGUCCAUCCCAGUAAGAGUUAGUUAAUGGAAUUACAUUUUUCUGGAUACACAAUGAGUCUCAACGUUAUCUUUGAUAAGGAUAGAAGCUGAAGCUAUGAAUUAACAUUUGUGUCACUGCCGGGACUUGAACCUAGGUCUCUUGCUUACUAGGCAGACGUGCUAGCCACUAGACCACCAUAGUGUUGUGGCUACCACAGCUGCACAGACUACCAAUGUCAAACGCGUCCCUCAUAUGUCUCCAGAAAAAUGUAAUUCCAUCAGGUCAAUGGUUCACCUAUGCCUGAGGUACAGCCAUGGUUUCCCUAUUACAUAUAAAGCUAGGGUGUUAUUCCAGUGUUGGAGAGCCUCGGCAAUAGUGAUGUGAGAAGGGGAAAAUGGGCUGAAGGUUUGAAAUGGAGUUUGUGUUAGGGAGGGAAUUGGACUUAGGUAGUCCGUUCAGAUGUGGUAGUCGCAAUGCUAUGGUAGUGUAACAGAGGAGUACAGUCAGGAAUAAAAUAGAGAAAAAAUAUCCUAUUAAAGAUUGGAAUACCAUAUAGCAGAAUAUUAGUAACAAAGUUUUAACUAUGGCAGUAUCAUCAACAUGGUACCAGGUGGUUAAUGACAUUUUAGCAGCAAACAAGAGACUACACACUGUAGAACUCACUGACUGCCAUUUGUGUCACUGAUGUGGAUUUUUUGACAUGACAGUUCACAGAUUUACUUGCUCAGGGUAUAAUGCCUUAUGGACCCAAAUAAAGUAGCGGUUGGCAUUCCUCAGGAGAAAUGAUGGUAGAUUCAUCACUGUAAAUGAACUAGUUGCUCCAGAUCGGAUGUUCUUUCCAUGGCAAAAGACUAACACCAUAAUGUGGCUACACAGCAACUUUGUUCACACCAUCAUCCACAAAAAAGAACUCCAACAGCAUUGAGGACUACAAAUGCUAUAUCAUGAAGGAAUAUUACAAGCAGCUAACAAAAAAGAACCACAAGAAGAACUUUUGAAAUAAGUUAGAAAUAGUAUAUAAAAGGAAGGCACAGGGUGAAGUGGUGUUUGGAAUUUGUGUGAACGGAGACUUGCACAGUGUUAUGAACUAUGUCUGAACAAAUAAUCACUCAGUUCAUGAUAUAAUUGCUAAUUUGCUUUCCAUUAUGAAGACUAGUUCAGAUUUCUUUAUCUGCAGAGGAGCAUUUCAUUUGGCUAUAGCUUUGAAGGUUGCUGAAGGCGAAUUACAAAGAGUGCAAGGACAGGCUAUAAGGGGUGAUGGAAGGCCUGAAAUAAAUAAUUUUUUAAAAAAAUGGCUAGUACAUCUGCUCAGUUAGCAGUAGACCCAGGUUCAAGUCCCAGCUGUGGCACACAUGUUAAUUCAUUGCUUCAGCUUCUAUCCUUAUCAAAGAUUUUGUUACUUUAGUAUAUCAAGCAAAAUAUUACAGAUCAGACUGAUUUUCCAUCAUUUAAUAUAUGUAAAACUAUCAUCUGCCAGUCUGUCCCUUUAUGACAAUUUUGAAUUAAUGAAGUUAUAUUUCUUAAAACCAUCUCCAUUCUAUUAUAUUUGACCUAAUACAAAAGCCCGAUUCAAAAUGGUGUGCUGCAGGUGCCAGGUAUUCUUGCAGAUAUUAGGGUGUGAAGAAGAUGCCUAGAAAAUGUGCCCAGAAAUCAGAAAGACAAACAUGGGAUCCAGUUGCGAUUGCACUGGUCAAAGUACCUGCUUAGGUACAAAAAAUUGGUCAUUGUGUAAGCCUGCAGGAAACUGCAUCCAGUUCCAGUACUUUUACUUUUCCACUUAAAAUAUUUGGUGUGAUACCUUAUAAUACAAAAUGUUUAAAUCACACACACAUUUCUGAUGCAGCCUGAGGUAUUGCCCUACUUGUCAGUAUUGGCACUUAAGCAAACAAAGUUUGAUGACCACUGACCUAGAUAAUUAUUGUGGAACGCAGAGCUACACUACAAGUACGUAUUUGCAUAUUAAAACAAUCCAGGCAUUUCAGUUAUCAUAUUCUGAUAAUCCAUCAGCAUACACUGCACAUGUGGAACAUGUGAAUGACAAGUUAUUUCUCCACAUGUUCAGGUUGUCAAUUUAUUGAGAUGAUUGUUGGCUAUAAUUGCAUAAUGCUGUUGUAAUGACCAGCACUUAAUAUUAACAUGUCAGAUAGUUUUUUGGUUUGUCAGUGGACACAGUGAAAGGUAAAAACAUGCCAACAUCAUUUCUUUUGUCCUGUUAUCAGAGCAUGCUCCGAGGUGUGUACCAUGAUCCCUAAUUUCAAUAUAGCACUGGAAACAUGUCUGCGAGUUAACACUACCUUUCUGUGGUAUGUUUGGACUUACUUUCUAUAAAACCAGUGAAGAUGUGUCCAAUAAAAAUUUUGUUAGAUAUUAUAGUUUAGUAGAACAUAAACAAACUUUUUAGCUUCCUUCAUUUCCCAAAAGCACAUAUGAACAUGUUCAGUAACCAAAGGAAAUUGCUUUAUAUUUUUGUCUGUAUAAAUGUAGAACCAGGUUUGAUAGAAUCAUUUUUCAGCCUUUUCGAGAUAUAAUGAAAUUAAGUUGUCUACAAAUAAUAAUUGUACUUGUAGAAACAGUAAGCAGAAGUGUUUCAGCAAACUUCAACAGUAUUAUGUAUACCCCAUGUAGUGAAGUCACUGUUUAUAUGAAUAUUGCAGAAUGAAAUUUUAAUAUUCUAAAUUUAUUUUGUUCACUAAUCAUAACUGAUGGUGCACCUUGGCUUGUGAUUGUUAUGUUUGUACUCUUAUAUCAUUUCAGUGAUUCAGCAAUAAAUUUUAAAUUCAUAUUAUUAAUGAAUGUUUCAUCAAUGAGACAUUUGGCAUCUGUGUAUGCAUAAAUGUGUAUAUGUAAGUGAAAAGGUUUCACUGAGCAACAUUAUGAACAGUGAAUUUCUGCUUAUAGUGCCAGAAACGACAAUGUCUUGAGUUGUCAAUAAAAUCUGGACAGUUACAUUAAUUCCUAAUAUGGUACUCAUUACAUUUCAAGUGUUACUAAAGGUAUUAAAUAAAAGCUUAUUAUGAUCACACUAGUCAAAUGAUGCUACAAUUUAAAAUUCAAAUUUCCACACCUAUCCCACCCCCCACCCCCCUUGUCCUUGUCACUACCAAACUGUAAAGAUAUUAAUCAGCUUGAUUGCUUCCUCAAUGGGACCACAGAUCACUGUGUUUUAUGUCAGAAAUUAUAAUGCUGUUCUCAUACUACUUCCAAAUUGAAGGAGUUUCACUGUUACUAUAUUCGAUCCGUAUCAAUUAUCUUAUUUCUUUAUAUGAGGGCCUCUCUUUCCAAAGAAAUGAAAUGUGGGGAUUGUGUGUGAAAAACAGUAUCACAUUGUGUGAUGUAGUUAAACUUCAAAUAUGCAAUAUCAACAAUGUAUUAUAAUUAGUGCUAAAAUGGUACAAAAUGAAGUUGUUUAAUAAUCAUUUAUAUGGUAGCAAUUGUGUUUUGGAUAAAACAUGUCACCACAGAACAAACGCCAAAGUUUUUGUAUGAAGUAAUUGCUGUAGUUUUGGAGAGAAAAGUCAUUUCUUUAUAUUGGUUGAAGAAGCUUUUGUAAGCACUCAAUGGUAGUAGCUACCCAUGUUAAAUAGCUAAAGAUCAUUAAGUUGACAUCAAAACUAAUAACAGGCUCUGCAAUAUCGCAAGUAAUGAAACUUUUAUGUUCCAUUUAUUAUCCAGUUAUAAUUUUUGGGAGCACAAAGAAGUAAAAGAAUAAGGAAAUCAUUGUGAUAACAUCAUGUAUAUCCAACCUGGCCAGUAUUGCAGCAGUGUUCUGUCUCGCUUGUUUUGAUGAAGGACCCAAUUUGGGAUUUCAUAUUCUCUCUCUCUCUCUCUCUCUCUCUCUCUCUCUCUCUCUCUCUCUCUCUCUCUCUCUCACACACACACACACACACACACACACACACACACUUAGGUUGUUGGGCAUUUGCCAUAAUAUGUGUUAACAUUAUUUGUUUACACCAAUUUCAUAUUGAUUUUAAAAUAUCAUUGACUUCAUGAUUUGCAUAUUUUUGAGCUAUUGAAUUAUCCAGAAUUUAAACCUGUAAUCCUGCACUACAUCAGCCACACACUGGGGAAUUCCCUAUUGACUAGAUAGGAAAUACAGACAUUAAAUCACAAUGGAUUUAUCUCAAAAUCUGAUGAAUUUCUUUGUAAAGAAGUUAGCAUUUAUUUCAAAGAAAACAAAUCAGUUUAAAUACUCUUAUUCUUUUACUUUUUUCUCAUGGAAUAUUUAAAAUACGCUAUUUUUCCAUACAAAUAUGAAAGAUUUUUAAAAUUAUGCAGCAUUAUUUAACCCUUUAACUGCUCUGGAUGUGUUAACGCGCACACCUUUGUACCUGUCCCUGUGUGCUCUGAACGUGUUUAUGUUUAUAUCUCCCCAACUUGGGUAACUUGAGAGGAGGGUAAAAGAAAAAACAUGUUUACACCGGAAGUUUUCCUGAAGGUAACAAAAUAUAGCUGCAAUGAGAAGAAUGCAAGUCUCUUAUUCAAUUAUAAAGAUAUAAUAUAUUUGUGCUUUUAAAUGAGACUCAUAUCAGAUUAUAGAAGAGAUUCAUUUCCUGAGUUCAUUAAUUCUUUAAUUGAUCCUUCUCACUCAUUCUUCUGGAGUAAUUCAGUUCAUUUUUUAUUUUUAAAACUGAUGGCAAUGUCUUUAUCAUUAAAUAAUCAUUUGCUGAGUUGCAAAAUGCUCAACAUGGGUCCAUUCUUAAUAUAUCCCUUCUAUGUUAGCUUUAUAUAUUUGAGAAACUGAUCAUUAUUCCAUUUCAUAUGGAACACAUUUGAAUAUUUUACAAAGAACCUAGAAUGCAAGUGCAAAAUUCUUUGAAGGUACAUUAAGAUAUACUUUAUCAGUCAUGAAUGCGCAGUUUCUUCCAUAUCAUUAACAUAUUUUUAGAAACUAUUUUUUAUAGUUAAUCAAAUGUUACCUUUGAUAAAUAUCAUGCUGAUGUGCCAUGAUGAUGUAGGUUCAUCAGAAAUAGUUUAUGAAAUGGUUAAGUCAACUGAAUGAUUUGAUUUGUUGACACACAUUGGCAGGCUCAUAUUUAUCACACAUCACCUUAUUGAUCAGUCUUGUUUCUCAUCUUUAAAGGUUGUUUCUAAUUUGUUAUGAAUGUGUUAGAUCAUAAUAUUAUGUAAAAUCUGUUGACGCAUGUAACCCCCCCCCCCCCCACCUCCCACCCCCCCUCCUCUCUCUCUCUCUCUCUCUCUCUCUCUCUCUCUCUCUCUCUCUCUCUCUCUCUCUCUCUCUGUGUGUGUGUGUGUGUGUGUGUGUGUGUGUGUGUGUGUGUGUGUGUGUGUGUGUGUUUAAAAGGUUAUUUAAUGGUGCUGCAAGUUAACACCAGUUCAAUCAGUUUUUACUGUCAAAAUCUCACUAACAUGUUUUGGAUACAUUUUCAUAUCAACGGAGACCCCACUACCUUCUGUGUUCCAGUUAAAAAAAAAUUCACUAACAUUUCACCUUGUUGUUGUUGUUGUAUUCGUGAAGAUGUAAUUACUCCUACAAAAACUCAAGAAAAACAGAAGAAAUAAAACUGAAUUCUAAAAUGUUUUUGAAACCAUUUUGUAGGCCUUAAAGUACGAAAAUUUUAUAUAAAACACUACACAUCUUCCAAUCAUAUUUUAUCUACAAAAAGAUAACUGGAGUAAUGCAGUUCUUUCUCUGUUUGUCCAUUGUGAAACGGGAGUUUACCUUAUGUUUCUAUAAUAAAAUUCAUACAACAGUUAGGAUGUUGCACUAAAUUGUGUGCUUUAUUGUCUUGAAUCCGUUACAUCAGAUAAAAAAAUUUAAUGAACCGGUGAUUCUGAGAUUCAUGUCAUUUCACUAAUGAUAGUGCCCAGGUAGCAUACAAAUAACUGAUUGAAUCUUGAAUCUGUAGAUUGGUUCUUAGUUUGUAUGCAGAGGCAAAAUAAAAUCAUGUAAAGUCUACAUGAUUGUAGUUUUUGUAGAGUAUGCUCCACUCAAAAUGAAUUGGAUGGAUUAAUCUGUUUCACAUGUUCAUAUGGAUUACAAGUAAGUGUGUUAAAGGAAAUGACUGUGUACAUCUUUAAGUGACAAAUCUCAAUUUGAAAUCACAAACUCAGACGAAAAGAAAUUCAUAAAUGUGAGGAACAAAUCUCUCUCACAGCUAAAUUUUGCUUAAUCAUUCAUAUACAGUUUCUUUUUGUAAAUUAAUUCUUUGGUGAAUAAAUAACAGUGGGUUGUGAAUAUUGCAGGUGCGAGUGGAAAAGUUGUGUUCAUGUGCAAUUUUAGCUUUUAAUUGUAUGUGUGGUAGUACUGUAUCUGUUGAUGUUUUCUUGUGUUAUUCUGCCUGUCUGUAUUAUUUAACAUGGACACUGCCAUACUGCCUCAGAAUUGUGAGGUUACCUCAUAAAAUAUGUAUAGAAGAUUUUGCAGCACAUUCUCAUAAUGCCAUAGUCUCAAUAAUUGACAGCACUAAGAAGUUAAACACUAUGUUAUUUUUGCCUAAAGUAUGUCAUUGAAAACUGUCCAAAGCUUACAUUCAUUUGAAGAACUUGGUUGGUGGUUUUUUUCCUCUGCUCAUAUUUUAUGUAGAUUCAGAUUGAUUUGCAUUUUAACUUAUGGCAUACUAUGUUGUGGCACUUUUAAAGAGACUGCUUUCCAAGGAUAGAUUGUUUUAAUGUUUUCAUUUAGCUGUAUAGUUUGUGCAGUUUUUGGAAAGAUGGUUACAUAUUCUAAAAAUAUUUGGACAUUCUGAAUUAUUAUAAUUCAGUGUUGAUAUUUCAAUAUUUUAUGUAUACAAAAGAUUAACAUAAAUUUUCCUGUCAGAAAAUAAUGGGCAUUAUUAUUUUAUCUUUGGAGACUGUUGUGGAGUUUUGAUAAUGUAUGGACUGUAAACAGUUGAUAUAAGAAUCUAGAAACAUGAUUGAAAUUUUGUUUCGUGUAUUCAGAUUAGAAAAUGUCAGAUUGUGUAUUGGACUGAAGAACAAAUAUUUUUGUAUGUAUAGCUCCAAGAAUUGUACAGAAUUUGUUCUCCUCAAUGUAUUGCUGAUUAUUGAAUUGAGUAGUUUUGUGUUAGAGAAAUAAAUAGAUAAAUAAAACACAGACAAACAAGAUUAUUGUUUUGUCUGAAGGUGCACUAAGUCAGUAAUAAUUUGAGGAGACAAAUAGUAAGCUAUAUUUUUAAUUUGUAUUCAUAAAUGAGAUAGUAUGUAAUGUAACUGCACUUAAAUUUUUAUUGUAACAAUAUAGCCUUGGUAUUUUUCUUUAAAUAUCACACUUACUUUAGCUGUAUCAUAUAUCAUGAUAAAAUACUGUCACUCCAUUAUAUUUUCCUAGAAACUAAAUAAUAAUUAUAAUCAUAAUAGUGUUUUUUGAGAGUCUGCAAGGAUGUAUGCUAUAUGUAAUAAGCUUUCAUCUGCAGUAAAUGUAAAUGUGUUCUGAUCACAUUUUAGCUGAACAGCUACUAGCAGUGGACUAAAUAGUCUGUGAAAUAAAUAUUUCAUCCGAA
Schistocerca gregaria is the source of this 12469-nucleotide messenger RNA. Its product is annotated as zinc finger protein 85-like. Lineage: Eukaryota; Metazoa; Arthropoda; Insecta; Orthoptera; Acrididae. Gene Ontology annotation, cellular component: nucleus. The coding region runs from base 154 to 2016 and encodes 620 amino acids. Gene Ontology annotation, biological process: regulation of transcription by RNA polymerase II. The transcript has 6 exons. The record is from RefSeq and is a predicted model, not a curated record. Gene Ontology annotation, molecular function: zinc ion binding; DNA-binding transcription factor activity; RNA polymerase II cis-regulatory region sequence-specific DNA binding.